This is a messenger RNA of Fusarium tjaetaba, 606 nucleotides long. RefSeq names its product subunit of the Arp2 3 complex ARC15. Bases 1 to 606 code for a protein of 201 amino acids. Gene Ontology annotation, molecular function: actin filament binding. Gene Ontology annotation, biological process: regulation of actin filament polymerization; Arp2/3 complex-mediated actin nucleation. The transcript has 3 exons. The record is from RefSeq and is a predicted model, not a curated record. Gene Ontology annotation, cellular component: Arp2/3 protein complex; cytoplasm; actin cytoskeleton. NCBI's taxonomy places the organism in Eukaryota, Fungi, Ascomycota, Sordariomycetes, Hypocreales, Nectriaceae.
AUGUCAAUUAUCCAGCAGCAUACGAGCGCGACGCUCGGUGACGCAUGGCGCACCAUCAACAUUGACGCCCUGAACGAAGACUCCAGCGUCAACUUCGACACCUCGACUCUGCAUCCCCCACAGCCCGAGAUCGACGAGGCGGAAGUGCGCCAGCUUUCUGGGCAGAUCAGGCAGCUUCUGAGAGGCGGUGAUGCGGAGGGAGCUUUGAGGGGCAGCUUGGAGACCCCAGUAUACAACGGAACGGAUGCAGCCAAGGAUGCUCAUCUGCACACUAUCAUCGAGGUCCUCCAGUCGAUUAAGGCAAGCGAUAUGUCACCCUUACUGAAGAGCAUCUACGGAUCUGAGGGAGGCCCUGAGUGCCUGGAUGUCCUGAUGAAGUAUAUCUACAAAGGAAUGGCUACGGUUCACCCUGGAACAGCUUCGCGAUCACCAAACAAGGUUACACCUCAAUCGACGGGAGGUUUCAGCCAGAUCGCCGGGCGGCCUGGCUCGAAUGAGCCCGCCACUGCAGCCAUGAGUGUGCUCCUGAGCUGGCACGAGAAGGUCGUUGAGGUCGCUGGUCUGGGAUGCAUCGGCCGAACAAUGACCGAUUGGCGAAGGGUUUAG